This is a messenger RNA of Hirsutella rhossiliensis, 435 nucleotides long. RefSeq names its product beta-lactamase domain-containing protein. The record is from RefSeq and is a predicted model, not a curated record. Bases 1 to 435 code for a protein of 144 amino acids. NCBI's taxonomy places the organism in Eukaryota, Fungi, Ascomycota, Sordariomycetes, Hypocreales, Ophiocordycipitaceae. The transcript has 2 exons.
AUGGUCAAAGCUCGGCGAGUCUUGAGCGCAGCCGCCGUUCUGCAACCCGUGGUUAAUGGAGCGAUAGCUGGACAUGAGCAGAAGCCACUCGGCUCUGCGCAACCCGGCGAUAAAGGUCUAAAGAGGGAGAACCCGUAUACAGCGGAUUAUGAUGCCCUGGCCAGCAAAAUAUUGGACCAAUGGCAUGUGCCGGGCAUGUCCAUCGCCGUGGUCGACGGCGACGACAUCUUUGCCAAGGCCUUCGGAUUUGCCACUCUUCCGGAUACGCCAGCGACGCCCGAGACGCUCUACUAUGUUGGUUCGACAACCAUGGCCCAUACUGCCGCCGUACUUGCGCAGCUCAUCGACGCCAAGGCUUACCCGGAACCAUCUCGUGGCUGGACGACCCCAAUCUCUUCAAUUCUCCGUGACGACUUUGUUUUGCACGACGAAUAG